CUCUCCUUGUGGACCAGAGUUUUCAUUUGUUCUUCCUCCUCUCUUCUCUUGCCUGGUCUCGUUUCUAGGGUUUUCUUCCUCCUCCUCCUUCUAUGUUCUGUAUAUUGGUAGUUUUGUUCUUGUAGAGGAAGGGGGAAGCAGGGAUCUUUUGCGGGCCCGCGCCAGAGAUUGCUGCGGGUUCAAAGCUGGGAGCAUUUCUUGGUUCUGGCCCCCUCGCGGCCGUGGAGUUGCUGUUAGCCCUCUUACUCUGACCCCAUUCCUAGUCCCAGAGAGGGAAAAGCUAGGCCCUUCCUCUCCUUGCUGCUGAAUCAUUGUUUCCCUCGAGAAGUCGUCAUCUUUAGCUGUUUGUGACUCGGAUCUUUGGAGAAGCUGCAAUUUUUGUGCUCCAAUCUUACUUAGAACCCCAUUUCUACUUGAAAGUGGGAAUCUUUUACGCUUCUUUGGCUGGUGGGAGAUUUCGGUUGCUGUAAAGAGUGAAGAAAUGGCAGAUCGCUGCUGUAAUAGCAAAUGCUGCGUCUUUGGCAUUCUAGACUUAGGUGAAAUGGUGUGACUACAGGUUUUAAAAGCCGUUCUUUGGUUUUCUUUCUGUUGUUCGACUACAAGUACUAGUAAAUGGAGCUCCUUAAAAGAAUCUUGCUGCUGUUUCUGCUUGCAAUCCCUUCCUCGUCGCAGCUACCUUCACCAGAUAUCCUAGCUCUCCUUGCAUUCAAGAAGGGUAUAACCCACGACCCGACGGGCUACAUCAUGGGAUCUUGGAACGAGGAGUCCAUUGACUUCAAUGGCUGCCCUGCAUCCUGGAAUGGCAUAGUCUGUAACGGUGCAAAUGUCGCUGGCAUUGUUCUUGACAAUCAUGGCAUUUCUGGCCAUGCUGACCUAUCUGUCUUUGCUAACCUCACAGUGCUCUUGAAGCUCUCGAUGACAAAUAACAACCUUUCAGGGAAUUUGCCAGACAAUGUGGCCGUCUUCAAGAGCCUGGAGUAUCUCGAUAUCUCCAACAAUGCUUUCUCCGGUGAGCUACCAUCAGGAAUCGGUAAGCUUCGUAGCUUGCAAAACCUUACCUUGGCUGGGAACAACUUCAUAGGGCCGUUGCCUGACUCCAUUGGUGGGUUGGCAUCAAUCAAAUCUCUUGAUUUGAGUCGAAACCUUCUAUCUGGUCCUUUGCCGGUGGCAUUGAAAGGUCUCAGGAACUUGGUUUACUUAAACCUCUCUUAUAAUGCUUUUAGCAGAAGUAUCCCAACUGGUCUGGCUCUGCUUUCCACACUAGAAUCUGUUGAUCUAAGCUGGAACCAGCUGGAUGGUAGUGUUGAUUGGAAUUUUCUUAUGCAGACCACAAGUGUUCAUGUUGAUUUCAGUGGGAAUUUGCUAACUUCAAGUUCAAAGGAGCUGAGGGCUUUGUCAGAUAUAUCAGAGACCAUAUUGUAUUUAAAUCUCAGUAACAACCGAUUGACUGGGUCACUGAUUGAAGGAGUUGGAAUUGCUAAUUUUGGAAACUUGAAGGUAUUGGAUUUAAGCUGCAAUCAGCUAUAUGGAGAGCUACCAGGGUUUAAUUAUGUCUAUGAUCUUGAGGUUCUGAGGCUACGGAACAACAGGUUCACUGGUUUCUUACCAAGUGGACUUCUCAAAGGAGAUUCUCUAGUUUUAAGUGAAUUGGAUUUGAGUGCAAACAAUCUAACAGGGCAUAUUAACAUGAUCACAUCGACAACUUUGCGGAUCCUUAAUCUUUCCUCUAAUGCUCUAUCUGGUGAGCUUCCUGUGGUCCAAGGAAGCUGUCAAGUGCUUGAUUUAUCAGAUAAUCAGUUUAAAGGGAACUUGUCUCUAAUUGCUAAGUGGGGAAAUGAUCUUGAGUACAUUGACCUUAGCCAGAAUCUGUUGAUGGGGCCGAUUCCAGAUGUAACCUCCCAGUUCCUGCUACUUAGUUAUCUGAACUUCUCCCAUAAUGCUCUGGUGGAGACUAUCCCUGAAGUUCUUGUUCAGUUUCCCAAGCUUACCAUCCUCGAUCUCAGUUCUAACCAGCUCAGUGGUCCUAUUCUGAAUGACCUACUAGCCUCCUCUACCUUGCAAGAGCUUUAUCUUCAGAACAAUAUGCUUUUUGGUGACAUCGUACUCUCACCAUCUUUUUCCAACAACUCCAACCUUCGCGUGCUUGAUAUAUCUGGAAACCGCUUUAAUGGUAGCUUUCCUGAAAAUCUAGAAUCCUUGACUGGCCUCCAAAUCCUGGACAUCUCUGCGAAUAAUUUUGCUGGUACAUUGCCACCUGCUGUUACAAAACUCAUUUACCUUUCGUCCCUUGAUAUAUCCCUUAACCAUUUCACUGGUUCCUUGCCGUCGACACUGCCUGACACGCUGGUAUACUUCAAUGCUUCCUUCAAUGAUCUAUCUGGAACUGUCCCGGAUAACCUCAGAAAGUUUCCAGAUUCUUCUUUUCAUCCAGGAAAUUCCAGAUUGGAGUUCCCUAGUGGUCUGCCUGGAACUGCUAAUUCUCAACCUGAAAGCCCCAGUCACAGGCCAUUUAGAACUUUUCUCAAAGCUGCAAUCAUUGCCGCAUGUGUUGUUGUCAUGGUUAUUCUAAUCCUCUUAGCCAUAAUUUUGCAUUACAAGAGAGCUUCAAGUAGAUCUGGAUCAGAAAAUCUUUCGGACAAGAAGGUUUAUACAAGGAGUCUGCCAGAAACUACUGGAAGCAAAAGCAGGGACUCUGGUGGCUCAGUGGUGAUCUCAGCUGAUGAUCUUAUAGCUCCCCAUAAAGGUUCUUCAUCUGAGAUGAUCAGUCCAGAAGAAAAAAUAACUGCAGUUGGUGGGUGUUCACCAUCCAAGAACAGCCGCUUUUCAUGGUCACCAGAUUCUGGUGAUAUUUAUGCGCAAGAAAAUCUUGGAAGGUUGGAUGUCCGUUCACCUGAUAGACUGGCAGGUGAUUUACAUUUCUUGGAUGAAACAAUUACAUUGACACCAGAGGAACUAUCUAGAGCACCAGCAGAAGUGUUGGGAAGGAGCAGCCAUGGGACUUCUUACAGGGCUACACUUGAUAAUGGGGUAUUCUUGACAGUGAAAUGGCUUAGGGAAGGAGUGGCAAAGCAGAAGAAAGAAUUUGCUAAAGAGGCAAAGAAAUUUGCAAACAUCAGGCAUCCUAAUGUGGUAGGAUUGCGUGGAUACUACUGGGGCCCUACCCAACAUGAGAAACUCCUAUUAUCGGAUUACGUGUCACCCGGAAGCCUUGCUAGUUUUCUAUAUGAUCGAGCUGGGAAGAAAGGCCCACCACUAACCUGGGCUCAGCGGCUCAAAGUUGCAGUCGACGUUGCACGUGGCCUCAACUAUCUCCAUUUUGACCGAGCCACUCCUCAUGGCAACCUUAAAGCAACAAACAUACUACUUGAUGGUCUCGACCUCAAUGCACGUGUUGCAGAUUACUGCCUUCACCGCCUGAUGACUCAAUCAGGAACAGUCGAGCAGAUCCUCGAUGCUGGGGUGCUGGGGUACCGUGCGCCGGAGUUGGCAGCAUCCAAGAAGCCAUCCCCAUCCUUCAAAUCGGACAUCUAUGCAUUCGGAGUAGUUCUGCUGGAGCUGUUGACAGGCAGAUGCGCAGGGGAUGUGAUCUCAGGGGAGGAGGGAGUUGUCGAUCUAACAGACUGGGUCAGGUUUAGGGUGGCAGAAGGGCGUGGGUCAGAUUGCUUCGAUCCUGCGAUGGCUGCCGAUGUUGAAAAUCCGGUCGCAUCCAAGGGUAUGAAAGAGAUGCUAGGAAUAGCUCUGAGAUGUAUCCGUCCGCUCUCGGAGCGACCAGGUAUUAAGUCUGUUUAUGAGGAUCUCUCAUCCAUAUGAGCUCUAGCUGAGCGAUUUGUGCAGGACUUUAUUUAACUUUUAGGUAAUUUGAAAUGGCUGGUGUUAUAUCAAUGCUGAGCAUUUUGAGCUUGUUAAGAGAGAUCACUCACCAGUUGUAGUUUGUGUAGAUUUGUGUUCUAGAAUGUAGAUCCAGUCUAAUACUAGUCAAGAGCUCAUGAUCAUUUGUGGUA
Messenger RNA from Musa acuminata AAA Group (dessert banana), 4001 nucleotides. RefSeq names its product LRR receptor-like serine/threonine-protein kinase GHR1. Gene Ontology annotation, molecular function: ATP binding; protein kinase activity; protein binding. Gene Ontology annotation, biological process: protein phosphorylation. The transcript has 3 exons. NCBI's taxonomy places the organism in Eukaryota, Viridiplantae, Streptophyta, Magnoliopsida, Zingiberales, Musaceae. Bases 613 to 3810 code for a protein of 1065 amino acids. The record is from RefSeq and is a predicted model, not a curated record.